Molecule: messenger RNA, 2951 nt
Organism: Durio zibethinus
Lineage: Eukaryota; Viridiplantae; Streptophyta; Magnoliopsida; Malvales; Malvaceae
Source: RefSeq, a predicted model, not a curated record
UCUCGGUGGUAUAAUUGUAAUAUCAUGACAAAACGCGGGAAUUGAGUGUUCUUGACACUCACGUACCGCCCCUGUCACCAACCCUAGUUAAGGAGGUCAUUAACGUAAAAUCAUUAGUCAAAGACGGAUUCGGCCUGAAACGUGUCGUUUUUCUAUUGGCUUUUAUAUGGAAACUUUUUCACUUGGCCUCAUCGGAUGAGCAUUAGCGAAUGGAUAAUGCCACGUCAUGACAUUGAGCGAAGAAAAAAGAUGUCAGAGUGGGGAUGACCUCACCGGAAUAUGCCCUAAAGGCCCCCAACCGACCGGUUAUUUUUCCACAACAGAGACCAAAAACCGGACCUUUUCCCGAAAACUAUAAAUACUUGUCACACUCACUUUCCUUCGCGUUUCGCCCUAAAAUUUCCAAUUCACCCCUCCACUUCCAUUUCAGCCGCAACCAUGUUUGUCUCUCCCAAACACUCCCUUUCCUUCUACUUUCCUCCCAGUUCCUGCAUUCUCCUGCACUUUCUCUUCUUCCUACGCCGUCGUUUUUUCCCCUUUUGACCAAUUGUGCUUCUGUCUUUCUCUCACUUGAAACGUCGUCGUUUCUGCUCGUUUUUGAUCGAGUGCGAAGUUCUUUCUUUUUUCGUUGGUUCGGGUGGUGGGGUGUUUGGAUGGAUGCGGUGGAGUUGAAUUACCUGGCGGAUGUUUCGAAGCUUAUGGGAUCUGAAGGUUUUGGAAGAGGGGCUAGGGUUAGUGAAGAUUGUAAGCCGCUUCCUAAAGAUGAGACUGGCAUUUUUAAUGCUUUAGAUUCUACUUCAUGGAGUAAGAUUCCUGAUGUUGAACUUUGUAGGCAUGCUAGUCAGCUGCCCAGAUCUCAGAUGGAAGAAUUGUCUGAACAGCAUGAUCAGAGGGGCACCACUUGCCCCUUACCAAAUCCUGGUCCUGAUGUUGUUAACGCACAAAGAAAAGUCGGAAAAAUGCCGAGGAGUGGUAGUGGAUGUUCUAAGAGAGCACGUGUUGGUCAACUAGAAGACAUUAUGACUUCAGUUGGAAUUGAUGACGUAAAGGAUAUAAAUGAUAACUUCCCAGAUAAAACUCAAAUGUCAAGACAAAAGAACAGCGUUAAUGGCAAGCGAGGUGACAGGAGAAAUUUCAAAGUUCCUAUGAAGCCAAAAUUUGAUUCUUUCUCCAUGAAGGUGGGUUUGGUGAGCUUUACUAUGGCCUCUGGAGGGAACAACUUCCUUGGAUAUGGUCUGAAGUCGGAUAUUAAUGAUGUCACCAAGCUUGUGGAGGAUUUAUCCUUAAAUGGACUCCUUGAUGGAACUUAUGAGUACCCCAUUUUAGGCAAGGAGAAGGGCAGGAAAGCAGCUAACACAACUGAAAACUUUCUACAUUCAGUUAAAAAAGCUUGCUCCAUUCUUCCGCUUCGAAGGGUUCAGUCCCAAAAUUUUACAGAUAUAGACGAUUCUUCCAACAAGAAAAUGCCCAUGUACCCAUUGAGCUCUGUUUCUGGUGUGGCAGGUUGUAUUAAUUGUGAUAAAGAAGACACCUGUUCUAAAGACCCAUCACCAUGCAAUAAGGUGCAUUUUGAGCAAAAAUCUAAUAUGCUCGAUCCUAGAAAGACCCAGGAUUCAUGUGGCAACCCUGAAAUGCCUGCUAGUCCUCCAGAUUUUCCAUUGUGUCAGCCCAAAGAUAUUCUGGAGCGCUUGGCAUUGCCUCCACCAAAGGAUUUGGACUCUUUACUCCUUGCUGCAACCAAGCCUUCUUCAUCCACAAGGAACAAUUCUGAUACUCGUUCAGGCAAGCAAAUAUCCUGCCGAGCUAUUUUGCCACCAUUUCCCUGGUCACAUACUUUUAAUGGGUGUAGAACGAAUCCUGAUGUGGCUAAGCUUUUAUCGAAUAAGAGCACGUGCCAAGGCCGAUGGGUAAAAAUACCAAACACUUCCCGUUCGCCUGGGAUUGCAACUGGUUGUUUUACCAACUUGGAGUCACUUGCUUAUGAUCCGAGCCUAAUUCCUUCAGGUUCAAAGCUUGGUAAUUUGGAAGGUGGAAUAGCAUCGUCCACUGGUAAUCUCUGUUUCUGUGAGCAGGGUGCAUCAUCUCUUGCAACUUAUACCAAGGCUUUCAAUGUUCCUCAUGAAUCUGGACUUGGGCUGGCUGAUCAAUGGAAUGUUGGGCACUGUCCAAGACUAUUGGCUGCUGCCCAAACAUUGUACGACAUUGCAACAAAAUCCUUGAGGCAAAACCCAGAUGGGAUUACAAGGUGGCCAAAGAAGCCUUCACAAAAGGCCAUGAAAGCUCGAAAGAUAAAGUCAAUUGAGAAACCUGAGGAAAUAUAUGCGACACCUUCUUCAGUAUUGGGAUCUGACAAACUGGUGAGAAGUGAUAUGGACCAGAUAGUUCCCUCAAAAAGGCCCAAGCUCUCUGUAGUUGAGAAAAAGAAGGAUCUCAGUCGUAUCAAUGGUGUUUCAAAAGGACCGAUAGCUCGGUCUACUCCUAGAUCAAGUAGAUCAUCACCUGGCAAAUCAUUAAGAGAUUCAAUUGUGGAGAUAAGAUAUUCUACUGCCAAUGUAGUAAAGGCAGGGUGUACAAUGCGUCCGCCAGCAACUGUCUUGGAUAAGCCUUGCAACAGUAAACAUAAGUUGCGUAAACUAAUGCCAGUAAACUGGAAGAGGGGGUGAGAUAGGCUUGACUAAUUAAGUAUUCUUUUUAGAUGUAGAAGUUGCAUUCAACAAUUAUUGCAAUUUAUCAUCCUCUGUGACGUAACCGGUGUUCCCGGAUUAUUUGUAUAUAUUGUGUUGUAGGUGGAAUGGAAUAGUUGAGGCCUUGUGCUAUGGGUGAGGGAAAUGUUUCAAUAGAAACAAAGGAUUUUAGUGUUGUAACACCAAGGAUAGUUGUAGAAUAGUGCAGGGAAUUCUUUGCCUUGUGUAGAGCAAUUGAUGAGGCAAUAGAAAAUUGAAUUUCUCUCA